AUGCAUCUCUUACCCUCCUUCCUCGCCCUCCUGGCCUCCUCUACUCUCUUAGCGUCAGCGACCCCAAGGUAUUCAGACCUCCGUCAACGAGUUGAUGCAUCACACACCCCUAUUGCCGCCAAUCAAACCAUCACCAAUCAGACCACCUGCGACAAAGAGCAAUACACAUACCAAGAGCUCGCUGGCUACGGCUUCGUGGCCUCCAAUGCCACAGACAAGUACGGCGAUACCCUGGGCGGCUAUGGUAGUGCCAUCGCUAUUGAUCGAAGCUCAUGGAAGAAGAUGAAGAAUGGGAGCUAUACGGGGUUGUUGUGGGCCAUCCCGGACAGGGGUUGGAACACGGAAGGAACUCUCAAUUACCAGAACCGCGUCCACAAAUUCGCCAUCACCCUGACGCCCAAGCCUAACGCUACCCUUGCAAAUCCAUCUGGACCAAACCUCCAAUUCACCUACGAGGACACCAUCCUCUUCACCGGUCCCGAUGGCACCCCGACAACCGGCCUUGACGCCGACGUCCUUGGGUCGAUCACAUAUCCCGGCUUCCCAAUCCUGCCCGUUGCUACCUUUACAGGUGAUGGGUUUGGCGGCCCUGGUCCCGGCGGGAGACAUAUUCCCAUUGACAGCGAAGGCCUUGCGCUCGCUUCCGAUGGCGGGUUCUGGGUGUCGGAUGAAUACGGGCCGUAUAUAUACCAUUUCUCAGCACAAGGGCGUAUGACACAAGCCAUUAUGCCUCCGGCCGCGUACAUACCGCAUCGCAAUGGCAGUAUAAGCUUCAGUGCUGACUCACCACCGAUCUACAACAUCAAUGAGACCAUCAUACCAGCCAACACUGUGACGGGAAGAGAUAACAACCAAGGACUGGAAGGAUUAACCAUAUCGAGUGAUGGGAAGACGCUGUAUGCGCUUAUGCAAUCAGCUCUCGACCAAGAAGGCGGACCUAGCAACCCAUACCGUCUCCAGGCGAGACUGCUCGAAUACGACAUUUCCGACUCCAGCAACCCAGAGUACAAAGCUGAGUACGUUGUUACUUUGCCACUCUAUACUGAUCCAACCGCCAAAGCUUCAAAGGCAACCAAAGUGGCUGCACAGUCCGAGAUCCACUCCCUGGGCAACGAUCAAUUCCUUGUCCUUGCGCGCGACUCAGGCGCUGGACACGGGCAGUCUUCAUCUCUUAGCGUCUACCGCCACGCAGAUAUCUUUGACAUCUCAUCUUCCGGUGAAGCCACGGAUAUCGAAUCUGCAGCGAACGACGCAACGAACGGCAGCAUCGCCUCAAGCACGGGCGUGCUCGAUGCGGGCAUCAAAGCAGCGGAGUAUUGUACCUUUUUGGAUUACAACGUUAAUGCCCAGCUUGGUCGUUUCGGACUGCAUAAUGGAGGAGCGCAAGAUGCGACCCUGCUUAAUGAGAAAUGGGAGAGUCUGGCGACGGUGCCUGUUGAUGGAAAAGAUGGGCAGGAUGGGGAGUGGUUCUUGUUUAGUUUGAGUGACAACGACUUUAUUACUCAGGAUGGCCACCUCAACUUCGGCAAAUAUGCCUACAAAGACGCUAGCGGCUACGAUCUCGACAACCAAGCGCUCGUCUUCCAAAUCCAAGUGCCAAAGAACGCGAGUCCGUCAUGA
Molecule: messenger RNA, 1620 nt
Organism: Letharia columbiana
Lineage: Eukaryota; Fungi; Ascomycota; Lecanoromycetes; Lecanorales; Parmeliaceae
Exons: 3
Coding region: 1-1620 (539 amino acids)
Source: RefSeq, a predicted model, not a curated record